Messenger RNA from Artibeus jamaicensis (Jamaican fruit-eating bat), 1564 nucleotides. Its product is annotated as zinc finger protein 501-like. Gene Ontology annotation, biological process: regulation of transcription by RNA polymerase II. The record is from RefSeq and is a predicted model, not a curated record. The transcript has a single exon. The annotation marks the transcript as partial. Gene Ontology annotation, molecular function: DNA-binding transcription factor activity; RNA polymerase II cis-regulatory region sequence-specific DNA binding. Lineage: Eukaryota; Metazoa; Chordata; Mammalia; Chiroptera; Phyllostomidae.
AUUGCAUGCUGGACACAAGCCUUAUAACUGUGAAAAAUAUGCUAAAGCUUUUGACCACUCCUCAAAUGUUAAUGGUAUUCAGAAAAUUAAUAUAGGAGAUGAAAAUUUCAAAUGUAGUGAAUGUGGCAAUGACUUUAGAGAGUCUUUUAAUCUUCCUCAGCAUCAGAGAAUUCAUACUGGUGAAAACUCUCCUAUGUGUAGAGAAUGUGGGAAAGCAUUUAUGAGGACCUCAAACCUCAGACAAGUUCAGAAAAUUCAUACUGGAGAGAAGCCUUAUGAAUGCAGAAAAUGUGGCAAAGCUUUUAGGAUGCCCUCAAAACUUACAGAACACUGGAGAAUUCAUGCUGCAAGGAAGUCCCAUAAGUGUACUCAAUGUGGCAAAGCAAUUAAACAUUCCUCAAUUCUUACUGAACAUCAGAAAAUUCAUACUGGAGAGAAGCUUUAUGAAUGUCCUCAAUGUGGCAAAUGCUUUGGGUACAAGUACAAACUUACUCGACAUCAAAGAAUUCAUACUGGAGAGAAACCUUAUGUAUGUACACAGUGUGGAAAAGCCUUUAGCCAGCUCUCACACUUCAAUGAACAUCAGAAAAUUCAUACUGGAGAGAAGCCUUAUGAAUGUACUCAAUGUGGCAAAGCCUUCAGGCAGCAGUCAACCCUUACUCAACAUCAGAAAAUUCAUACUGGAGAGGAGCCUUAUGAAUGUACUCAAUGUGGAAAAGCCUUCAGGCGGCAGUCAACCCUUACUCAACAUCAGAAAAUUCACACUGGAGAGAAGCCUUAUGAAUGUACUCAAUGUGGCAAAGCCUUCAGGCGGCAGUCAACCCUUACUCAACAUCAGAAAAUUCACACUGGAGAGAAGCCUUAUGAAUGUACUCAAUGUGGCAAAGCCUUCAGGCAGCAGUCAACACUUACUCAACAUCAGAAAAUUCAUACUGGAGAGAAGCCUUAUGAAUGUACUCAAUGUGGCAAAGCCUUCAGGCAGCAGUCAACCCUUACUCAACAUCAAAAAAUUCAUACUGGAGAGGAGCCUUAUGAAUGUACUCAAUGUGGAAAAGCCUUCAGGUGGCAGUCAACCCUUACUCAACAUCAGAAAAUUCACACUGGAGAGAAGCCUUAUGAAUGUACUCAAUGUGGCAAAGCCUUCAGGCAGCAGUCAACCCUUACUCAACAUCAGAAAAUUCAUACUGGAGAGGAGCCUUAUGAAUGUACUCAAUGUGGCAAAGCCUUCAGGCGGCAGUCAACACUUUCUCAACAUCAGAAAAUUCAUACUGGAGAGAAACCUUAUGAAUGUACUCAAUGUGGCAAAGCCUUCAGGCGGCAGUCAACACUUACUCAACAUCAAAAAAUUCAUACUGGAGAGAAGCCUUAUGAAUGUACUCAAUGUGGCAAAGCCUUCAGGUGGCAGUCAACACUUACUCAACAUCAGAAAAUUCAUACUGGAGAGAAGCCUUAUGAAUGUACACAAUGUGGCAAACCCUUUAGGCAGAACUGGCACCUCACUCGACAUUUGAAAAUUCACACUGGAGAGAAGCCUGGUAAAUAUAUGCCAUGUGGCAAUCUUUAG